Nymphalis io (European peacock) is the source of this 2044-nucleotide messenger RNA. Its product is annotated as luciferin 4-monooxygenase-like. The transcript is spliced from 12 exons. Gene Ontology annotation, molecular function: long-chain fatty acid-CoA ligase activity. NCBI's taxonomy places the organism in Eukaryota, Metazoa, Arthropoda, Insecta, Lepidoptera, Nymphalidae. The record is from RefSeq and is a predicted model, not a curated record. Gene Ontology annotation, biological process: long-chain fatty acid metabolic process; fatty-acyl-CoA biosynthetic process. Bases 198 to 1850 code for a protein of 550 amino acids.
UCUAUAUCAGUGUGGUCUCGCGUUUGCAAUAAGACGUUGUUUUGAUCGCGAUCGAAUUAUAUUAUUUACAUAAUUUCGAACGAAGUUAUUUUUUUAUAGUUGUGUUUUGUUAAUUUUUUAUUUAAUAUUUUUUUAUAUAUUAUAUUAUUACUUCGCGCCAAGCCAACCCAAGGAUAUAGACGAGAAAUAUUAGUAAAAUGGCGCCGUGGCAACACAGAACGGACGCAGUACACUGGUACAUGCAGGAGCUGAGCUCGCGUGUGGUGGCGGCGAGUGGUAUACCAAGUGAUCGCCACCAUCUAGGAAAACUGACACUCCAGGGUUUCAAAGAUGCUCCAGACUUCGUUCUUCAGAUAGAUGGUGCUACAAAUGAAACAGAAACAUUUGGAUCUGCCCUGAAGAGAUCAGUUCAAUGUGCCACAGCGUUCAGAAAUUUAGGUCUUAAGCAUGGAGAUGUCAUCGUGUUGAUGGCGCCGAACCACAUUCAUCUUACUGUACCUAUGUAUGCAGCGUUUUAUCUCGGGAUAAGUGUUGCUGGGAUUGAUAUGACCUUAAGACAUAAUGAACUCCGCGAAACAUUCAAAUGUAUCAACCCGAAGAUGAUAUUUUGUCAGAGCGAGAGUGUGAAUGACAUCCGCUCUGUAAUAGAAGAAUUGAAAUUCGAUACAAAAAUUAUCACUUUUGAUAAAAAUGAUCGAUGUAUGAACUUCUCGGACCUUCUCGAGAAGUAUGGAAGUGAUGUAUCUGUUAAGGAUUUUAAGGCUGCUGAUUUUGAUCCAGCAAAGACAAUAUCUUUGUUAAUAGCGACCAGCGGAACAACUGGCUUACCAAAAUCAGCCGCCAUUACCCACAAAAACAUGGCUGUUUCCGUCCCAUAUAUGUGGUUAACAUAUUCCAAGUUCCCAACGCCUACUCGUCUAACUGUGGUGUUUUCCCCAAUAGAGUGGUAUUCAGCUUUGUUCCAAUUCGUCUUUUCGCCGAUCAUAAGGCAUUCUAGAUUACAAUCAUCGGCACCGAUGACGCAAGAGCAUGCUUAUUAUCUCAUUAAUAAAUUCAGACCAACGUUUGCGAUGACGAGCCCCAACAUGUUGACGACAUUUUUGAAAAUCGGCGAUCGUAACAAAUGCGAUUUCACGUGCUUUGAAACUAUUCUAGUCGGUGGGAGCUCCGUUCAUACUAGUCUCAUUGAAGAUAUUAAGAAAGUUUCUCCGAACACAAAUGUGGUAGUGAUUUACGGCAUGAGCGAAAUAUCAGGAAUAGCGUUCAAUUUUGACCCAACCAUACCGAACUCACUCGGAAAGCCUAUCCAGAGCUUGGAACACAAACUGGUAAACCCUGCAACUCAUAAAGACAUAACGGAACCUGAUGUUCCGGGAGAACUGUGGGUGAGAGGACCGGGUGUAUUCCAGGGAUACUACAACAACCCAGAAGUAACAUCCCAAGUGGUAAUGAAAGGUGGCUGGUUGAAAACUGGAGACAUGAUGUACAAGGACAACAUGUCGAACUUCUACUUCGUGGAGCGAAUAAAAAUUUUAUUGAAGUAUAGAAGUUAUCAGAUUUCUCCUCUAGAAAUAGAGAGUGUGAUUGCGGAACAUCCAAGAGUAUUUGAAGUAGCUGUUACCGGAAUCCCUCACAAAGAAGAUGGAGAUCUGCCAGUUGCCUGUAUCGUACCUCAUGAGGGUUACAAAAUAACUGCUCAAGAAAUCAAAGACUUAGUAAGAGACUCACUCAGUGACUCGAAGCAACUGAGAGGAGGAGUGAUAUUCCUGAAAGAGUUGCCGCUUACUUCAACAUCGAAAAUCGAUCGACCAAAACUGGCCGCCUUAGCUCGGUCAAUGGAAAGAGAAUAAAACUUGUUUUUAUUUCAAAACAUACUUAACAAAUGAUUAUAAUUUUUUAUCUCAAAUAAAUGUUUAUAAAUAUGAAUAUAAGUGUAUUGUUACAAUAUGAUUUGUUCCAUUGUAAGCGGAAACGAUAACACCAUUGCGAAUAUUUAUUGACUGUCGUGUAAUAAAAUUGUUCAUUAAUGAUUAUUUAAUUAUGA